AGCCGGGAGGAGCGGGGCCGAGCGGGGCCGGUACCGGUGCCGGUGUGCCCGCCGUCAGUCGCGGGGCGAGCGGCGGUGCCUGGGCCAUGCACUCCCUCGCCCAGGAGAUCCGCAGCUUCUCCCGGGCCAACCUGCGGAAGCAGCGCACCCGCGUGACGACGCUGACUGGCAGGAGGAUCAUCGAGACGUGGCGCGGCGCCUGCCUGCAGGUGGAGGAGGAGGGGGCGGAGGCGGCGCCCGGCGGCGGCGGCGGCUACGUGCAGGACCUCAGCGCCGACCUCCAGGUCGGCGUCGUGAAGCCCUGGUUGCUGCUGGGGUCGCAGGAUGCUGCUCACGACCUGGAGACGAUGAGAAAGUACAAGGUUACUCAUGUUCUAAAUGUGGCAUACGGAGUCCAAAAUGUCUUCCUCAAUGAAUUUAUAUACAAGACCAUUUCUAUUCUGGACCUCCCAGAAACUGAUAUUACCUCCUAUUUUCCAGAAUGCUUUGAGUUUAUUGAGAAAGCCAAGAUCCAGGACGGUGUGGUACUGGUCCACUGUAAUGCAGGAGUCUCCCGUGCAGCAGCAGUAGUCAUUGGCUUUCUAAUGAAUUCAGAAAGACUAAGUUUUGCUAGAGCCUUUUCCUUGGUGAAAAAUGCAAGGCCUGCGGCUUGUCCAAAUCCUGGCUUCAUGGAGCAGCUUCACAAGUACCAAGAACAGAAUGUAAAGGCAAAUGGAAGCAUAAAUGAUCAUGACUAAUCAAAAGGGAGAAGUGAAACAAUCUGUUCUGACUACACAGUAACAAUGUUGGAUGUACUUUAAUCUGUCAUUUUACAGUCCCCUUUCACAUGUGCAUUUUAAAGUCUUUACGUUUUUUUUUCUUACCCCCCUUUGACCACUUUUUUUCCCCAGCAUGUAGACUAAAGGCCAAAUGGUAUUCCACUGAUUUCAGAGAUGAUUUUGCCCAAGAACAAGCUCUUCCUAGAGUGCUUAUAAAAAGAUAAAGUUCAAAUUUCCUUGAAAUAUUGGAAAAAAACAGAAUAAUGUUCUUUUUAUUGAACCAUCAGAAAAAAUGCAAGCAUUAGAGAAAGGAAAUAAAAUAACUGAGAAAAGUUGCCCUGUUUAAUACAAAACCGAAUCUAUGCAUUCUAGUUGGUUAUAAAAUCUAGACAAUAAAAUUUUCAUAUAAUAACGUACCUUGCUAUUGGAUUUUAAAUUUAUAUUGCAACUAAAGAUGAUUUUAUUGAAUUUUGUGGGUUAGCCAGCUAUUAAAUGUUUUUCAAAAUUAAAACAGAUGGUCUUUUGAGGAUGCUCAAAAUGUGUAGGAUGCUUUAAUGCUUCAUGUCUUCCUACUGUUUCUCAUCAAGUAGUGAUUUGAAGUGCACUAACGUGGUGUUUUCAAAGUGCUGGAACCAGGCUAUCAGGGGUUUUUGUAGAUAUUUCGGUGGAGAUAUGAAAAAUGCUUAUAAUAAGCUAUCUCUGACUAACUGCUACUGCCUUUUCUUUGCAUUCGGUCAUCAUUUGCUGUCCUCUCACUCCAUUCCACAUCAUGUAUAAAGAACAGACAUCAUAGGAUAGGUAACUUUGACCCUCCUGACAGAUCUCGGGCUGGAAUUACUGUCUUAAGAUGGCAUAUUUAAAAAAAAAAAAAAUUGUAAAAGAUUUUAAUAGUAUUUUUGUGGCCUUCAUGUUAGCUCUAAAUGGUUUGAUAUAUUAAUAUACAAUAAAAUAAAAAGAACACUGUGUUUGGAUAAA
This is a messenger RNA of Harpia harpyja (harpy eagle), 1733 nucleotides long. It is a transcript of the gene DUSP19, whose product is annotated as dual specificity phosphatase 19. The record is from RefSeq and is a predicted model, not a curated record. The coding region runs from base 87 to 737 and encodes 216 amino acids. The transcript is spliced from 4 exons. Gene Ontology annotation, molecular function: JUN kinase phosphatase activity. Gene Ontology annotation, cellular component: cytoplasm. Lineage: Eukaryota; Metazoa; Chordata; Aves; Accipitriformes; Accipitridae. Gene Ontology annotation, biological process: protein dephosphorylation; regulation of MAP kinase activity.